Molecule: messenger RNA, 1412 nt
Organism: Mandrillus leucophaeus (drill)
Lineage: Eukaryota; Metazoa; Chordata; Mammalia; Primates; Cercopithecidae
Gene: COPS5
Product: COP9 signalosome subunit 5
Exons: 6
Coding region: 254-1258 (334 amino acids)
Biological process (GO): protein deneddylation
Cellular component (GO): COP9 signalosome; cytoplasm
Molecular function (GO): metallopeptidase activity; protein binding; deNEDDylase activity
Source: RefSeq, a predicted model, not a curated record
GGAAGACUAUACCAUUCCCAUACCCUAUAAUUUUGUUUGUUCUAUUUCACACAUACAAUUUUCCGAGAAAGAUGUUCUAAUUUAAGUCACAAGAAGAUUCGUCUCUCCCUAUUACUGUAACUGCUGCUUAUAUCGUCAUGUCCCGGAAAGGUCCCUGUCUUCCCUGAAUGGUCUCUACCAAGUUCACCUCCGGUUCUAGGUGUCAUGGCUGCCCCGAGAGUCUAGAGACGACAACUUCUCCGCUUUCUCUGCAAUGGCGGCGUCCGGGAGCGGUAUGGCUCAGAAAACCUGGGAAUUGGCCAACAAUAUGCAGGAAGCUCAGAGUAUCGAUGAAAUCUACAAAUACGACAAGAAACAGCAGCAAGAAAUCCUGGCGGCGAAGCCCUGGACUAAGGAUCACCAUUACUUUAAGUACUGCAAAAUCUCGGCAUUGGCUCUACUGAAGAUGGUGAUGCAUGCCAGAUCAGGAGGCAACUUAGAAGUGAUGGGUCUGAUGCUAGGAAAGGUGGAUGGUGAAACCAUGAUCAUUAUGGACAGCUUUGCUUUGCCUGUGGAGGGCACUGAAACUCGAGUAAAUGCUCAGGCUGCUGCAUAUGAAUACAUGGCUGCAUACAUAGAAAAUGCCAAACAGGUUGGCCACCUUGAAAAUGCAAUCGGGUGGUAUCAUAGCCAUCCUGGCUAUGGCUGCUGGCUUUCUGGGAUUGAUGUUAGUACUCAGAUGCUCAAUCAGCAGUUCCAGGAACCAUUUGUAGCAGUGGUGAUUGAUCCAACAAGAACAAUAUCUGCAGGGAAAGUGAAUCUUGGCGCCUUUAGGACAUACCCAAAGGGCUACAAACCUCCUGAUGAAGGACCUUCUGAGUACCAGACUAUCCCACUUAAUAAAAUAGAAGAUUUUGGUGUACACUGCAAACAAUAUUAUGCCUUAGAAGUCUCAUAUUUUAAAUCCUCUUUGGAUCGCAAAUUGCUCGAGCUGUUGUGGAAUAAAUAUUGGGUGAAUACGUUGAGUUCCUCUAGCUUGCUUACUAAUGCAGACUAUACCACUGGUCAGGUCUUUGAUUUGUCUGAAAAGUUAGAGCAGUCAGAAGCCCAGCUGGGACGAGGGAGUUUCAUGCUGGGUUUGGAAACGCAUGACAGAAAAUCAGAAGACAAACUUGCCAAAGCUACGAGAGACAGCUGUAAAACUACCAUAGAAGCUAUCCAUGGAUUGAUGUCUCAGGUUAUUAAGGAUAAACUGUUUAAUCAAAUUAACAUCUCUUAAACGGUCUCUGAGAAGUACUUUACCUGAAAGACAGUAUGAGAAAAAUAUUCAAGUAACACUUUAAAACCAGUUACCCAAAAUCUGAUUAGAAGUAUAAGGUGCUCUGAAGUGUCCUAAAUAUUAACAUCCUGUAAUAAAACUCUUUAAAAUGAAA